Messenger RNA from Ricinus communis (castor bean), 1655 nucleotides. Its product is annotated as equilibrative nucleotide transporter 1. The transcript has 2 exons. The record is from RefSeq and is a predicted model, not a curated record. Gene Ontology annotation, cellular component: plasma membrane. Gene Ontology annotation, molecular function: nucleoside transmembrane transporter activity. Lineage: Eukaryota; Viridiplantae; Streptophyta; Magnoliopsida; Malpighiales; Euphorbiaceae. Bases 156 to 1433 code for a protein of 425 amino acids. Gene Ontology annotation, biological process: nucleoside transmembrane transport.
CUGUAUACUUAAUCUUCUUGAUUGAUAUUUUUAGGAAAAAACAAAGUUAUUCAUUGACCGUAAAAGAAAAACAGCAGCAAGAAAAGUCUUAUCACCUCAUAAAAAGUUGCCCGUAUCCCCCGAUCAUUUGGCUGAGAACUGCCACCAACUCCGCCAUGGGCCUGGCCGGGAUACCCACCGACAAUGAACCCGACUGUGAGUCCUCUCUCCUAUUAUCCACCACGACAUCACCAAAUCAUACGCUCUCUAAAAAUGUCCCAAAAGACACAUUCAACUUCGCUUACAUAAUCUACUUCACUCUCGGCGUUGGCUUUCUCCUCCCAUGGAACGCUUACAUAACCGCCGUCGAUUAUUUCUCCGCCAUCUACCCUGGCGUCUCUGUUGACCGCAUCUUCGCCGUUGCUUAUAUGUUAGUGGGUCUCUGCUGUCUUUUAGUUGUCAUCUUUUAUUCCCGUGUCUCUGAUGCUUACAUUAGAAUAAAUGUUGGUCUGCUAUUCUUUGUUGUGGCUCUUUUGGUCGUUCCAGUAAUGGAUGCGGUUUACAUUAAGGGUCGGGUCGGCUUGUAUGCUGGGUUUGAUGUUUCAGUUGGGGCUAUCGCAUUGUCGGGUUUGGCUGAUGGGUUGGUUCAAGGUGGAUUAAUUGGAUCUGCUGGAGAGUUGCCCGAGAGGUAUAUGCAGGCUAUUGUUGCUGGCACUGCUGGUUCUGGGGUCCUUGUUUCACUUCUGAGGAUCAUAACUAAAGCUGUAUACACGCAAGAUGAACAUGGCCUCAGAAAAAGUGCAAAUCUAUAUUUUGCUGUUGGUAUUGUGGUUAUGGCUGUAUGUGUUGUCUUUUACAACGUGGUGCAUCGCCUUCCAGUUAUCAAGUACUAUACAGAUUUGAAAACUCAGGCUGUGAAUGAGGAAAAGGAGAAAGGAUCUCUAUCAGGGGCGCAGUGGAGAUCAACCUUGUGGGAGAUUGUUAGGAGUGUCAAGUGGUAUGGGAUUGGAAUCGUUCUCAUUUAUAUUGUGACUUUAGCAAUAUUUCCAGGGUAUAUAACAGAGGAUGUGCAUUCCGAGAUUCUCAAGGACUGGUAUUCAGUCCUUCUUAUUACUGGCUACAACGUGUUUGACAUGGUUGGCAAGUCAUUGACUGCUGUCUAUCUCCUUGAGAAUGCAAAGGUUGCCAUUGGUGGCUGUUUUGUGAGAUUGCUCUUUUUUCCUCUCUUCUUAGGUUGCUUGCAUGGUCCUGAAUUCUUCCGCACGGAGAUCCCAGUAACAAUCCUGACUUGUCUUUUGGGUCUUACUAACGGCUAUCUGACCAGUGUACUGAUGAUUUUGGCCCCCAAAGUGGUCCCACUACAGCAUGCGGAGACUGCUGGGAUAGUGAUUGUAUUAUUCCUAGUUCUUGGGCUGGCUGGUGGAUCAAUUGUAGCGUGGUUUUGGGUCAUCUGAUUUCAAGCCAAUUUGUGUGAAAAGGGUAAUCCUUCCAUGAUCCUGGUUAUGGUAGGUCGCGGAAAGGAAGUCUCCAAUUCUGUAAAGCUUUGUAAAGUUAUUGUUAUACAGUAAUGUAUUAACGCAUUUAAUGUUGAAUUAUAAUUGGAAAGGCUCUUUCUUUUUGGAGCCAUUAUCAACCAAGAAAUGGUGCUCUCUCUCUUUUUCACUGUUUUAAGCUUA